Molecule: messenger RNA, 1846 nt
Organism: Temnothorax curvispinosus
Lineage: Eukaryota; Metazoa; Arthropoda; Insecta; Hymenoptera; Formicidae
Product: heparanase-like
Exons: 6
Coding region: 219-1820 (533 amino acids)
Cellular component (GO): membrane; extracellular matrix
Molecular function (GO): hydrolase activity, acting on glycosyl bonds
Source: RefSeq, a predicted model, not a curated record
CUUUGCUCUGCUUGCAUGGGUUUCAUCCCGGCCAUUCCGCCCGCGCUCGCCUCGAUCGCUCUCGCGGCACGAGGCGGAAACAAGCGGAGGUUGGUGGAGGUUCGAGGAUUCAAUUGUUCACAGAGGAUGCGCAAUUGCGCAAAAAGAGCGGCGAGCGUGCGGAUUGACAUUCGCGACUUCGUCGGUCCGGCCAGGCUGUGGGAAUCUCCUCGACGACGAUGAGCUACUUCGCGAACAACGACUGGGGCAAGAGCCGGUAUCAGGAUCUGAGCGACUCGCGCGUACGUGGUGGCCCAACUGUACGCUCUAUACUCUGCUGCACCGCAUUGGGCCUAUGCUCGACGCUAUUGAUUUUUUCGUUAUGGAGCUCCAAUAUUCAUCCUCCAAUCCAUUCCUAUAUGUUCCAUUUUGACAGACAGCAGCCUCUGUUACACAUCAUCUCCGAUAAGUUCUUAUCGUUCGGUCUCGACACAUCUUUACUUCGAAGAAUGAAUGAAUUGCCCGUCGGACAGGAAAAAUUUGUCAAUUUGGCCCGUCACUUAAGCCCGGCUUAUGUCAGAGUGGGUGGAACCUCUGCGGAUUGUCUGACAUUUGUUCAGGAUCAGAUGGAACAGAGCUCUUCUGAGAAGAUCCUCAGUCCCGUAGAUGGUCAGGAUAUCAGCAACUUUACCAUAUCCGGUGCGGAUUUGCUCGCUAUCUAUGAUUUUACAGUGAAGUCCGAGUUACGAAUGAUCUUCGAUCUGAAUGUGUUGCUCAGAAAUCCAGAUGGGUCCUGGGAUGACAGUAACACGCAGGAGAUUAUCGCGUUUGCUAAGACUCAAGGAAUGCUACUAGAUUGGCAAUUGGGAAACGAACCAAAUUCCUUUAAACACGUGUUCAACGUGACAAUCCCUGCGACCGAACUCGCGAAGGAUUACGAUCAUUUAAGGGAAUUGCUAAACGUAGCAGGAUACGUCGACAGCAUCCUCGUUGGACCAGAAGUGAAUCACGUCGGAGAUGGCGUGGGAGAGUAUUAUGCCAAAACGUUUUUGAGUAGCCAGAAGAACACCGUGAAUUACGUCACUUGGCAUCAGUAUUAUCUGAAUGGACGAGAAGCUAAGGUCAAUGAUUUCGUGAAUCCUCUCACGUUCAACUCAUUACCAGCGGAAAUUAAUUCCCUGAGACAAUACAUUGUCGAGUCAGGAAAAGACGUUCCUACGUGGCUAUCGGAGACCAGCACUGCGUUUGGCGGAGGUGCGCCCGGAUUGUCCGACAGAUUCGUAGCCGGAUUUCUAUGGUUGGACAAAUUGGGGUACAGCGCUAGGGCGGGAUUAAACGUCGUCACGAGACAAUCGUUAUUCGGCGGGGAUUACGCUAUGGUAUCGCCGGAUCUCACGCCAAACCCCGACUGGUGGAUCAGUGUCUUUUACAAGCAAUUCGUGUCGGAGAGGGUCCUGCGAUUGGUCACGCCCAAUAAUUUCGGCUACGUACGAUUGUACGCGCAUUGCACGCCGAAGAAAGCGCUGAUCGCCCGAGUGCCGGCUGUCACGCUCUAUGGAAUGAAUAUAGCCAAGAUCGCCGCCUACGUGGAUAUUCCAGAGUUGUUUAUACAACCCAGUAAAACCGUAAAGAUUUUCUAUUACGCUCUGACCGCCGAUCAUUUGCAAUCGAGCGAGAUAAAGUUGAAUGGCGAAGCUGAAGCGCUAAGGCUGCAACCGAACGGAGAUUUGCCGCCGUUUCGACCUUUGAUAUUGGAUCCUAUAAAUCCCGUGUUUUUACCACCACAUUCUAUGGUGUUCAUGAUAAUUCACGGUAUUGAUGUUCCUGCGUGUGCGACAUGAAUAAAGAAAGCAACAAAUCAAUUUUA